GUGAAUGUGGACGUGGACGCGGACGCGCACGCGAAUGCGCCUCACCUCACUCAACCCCUGCCGGGCGGCUGAGGAGGGAAAAAGACGCCCACAGGAGCCGCGGGCAGCAGCGGCAGCGAGCGGCGGGAGCGGACGGCCCAGAGGAUGAAGUGCAAGCCGAACCAGACGCGCACCUACGACCCGGAGGGGUUCAAGAAGCGAGCGGCGUGCCUGUGCUUCCGGAGCGAGCGCGAGGACGAGGUGCUGUUAGUGAGUAGCAGUCGGUACCCGGACCGCUGGAUUGUGCCGGGCGGGGGCAUGGAGCCCGAGGAGGAGCCGGGCGGUGCAGCAGUCCGAGAGGUGUACGAAGAGGCGGGAGUGAAGGGGAAGUUAGGCCGGCUCCUGGGCAUUUUCGAGCAGAACCAAGACCGCAAGCACAGAACGUACGUGUACGUACUGACUGUCACUGAGAUUCUGGAGGAUUGGGAAGAUUCGGUUAGCAUUGGGAGGAAGCGAGAGUGGUUCAAAAUCGAAGAUGCGAUCAAGGUUCUCCAGUGCCACAAGCCCGUGCAUGCCGAAUAUCUGGAAAAACUAAAGCUGGGCGGUUCCCCAACCAAUGGAAACUCCGUGGCCGCGUCCCUGCCACAGAGCGAUCCCUAGUAUGUACGGCUCCUGCACAGACUUCUGCUUUCCGCCUAUCUUAGAAUACAUAGUGCCCGGAGCACCUCUCAUUCCUUUGCGGUCUCACGGGGAGGAGGGGGGCUUCUUUUGUUUCCUUGGCAGACCUCUGAAUCACGCUUGCAAACUGUCUCGGUUGCCAGACACUGUUUUCAGACAAUUUGCACGUUUUUCAGAUGCUUUCAAAAUUGCUGCUUGGUAGCACUGUAACAGAUUUCCUAAAUCCUAAACCACAUGUUUUUUUUUUUUUUUUUUUUUUUUUUUUUUUUUUUUAAGGUGCCUUAACUGCUUGCCCAGCCCUUUGUGUGUGUGUGUUGAUGCUGUAGUUUAUUACAUUGCACACACGUGUGUGUGUGCGCGUGCGUGUUUUUGGUACCAAUCUUGUGGUUUGUUUUGGAGUGAAGGCCUUUAAAAUCUGAACAUCUUGGUUGUGUGGCAUCUGUAUUUUUUGCUUUCUCAUUCGCACCAUUAGACCUUGCUAGCAAGCCCUUUUGUGAUGGAAAUUGGUUUAAAGAUCAGAUAGAUAUAGAUCUAUAUAUAUAUUUAAAGUAUUUAAGAAAUUUUACAUCUUGUGGUCUUUCCACAGUGGGCAACAAUUUUCGGUUCAGUAAUGUGAUCUAAUUUGCCCUUUUCAGAAGUUUCUUUACCCAUACGUACAUGAUUUCAUUUUCUUUUCCUUUUUUUUUAUGAUUUCAUUUUCAAAAGAAUUCUGACCACUGGUCAUUUGUUGCUGCAUAUUUGAAAUGGCCAUUUCCCAUAUAGCCCAAAUGUAGUUUCAGAUUAUAUUACUUUAUACACUGGGUAUCUUCUUGGGAAAGUAUUGUUAGCCAAACAUAUCCUGAUAUGUACAUACUGUCAUGAAAACUGUAUUCAUCGAGUGUAAUUUAGCGUGUUCAGCUUCCAACUCCAUUGCCCAUUUCUUAAUACUGUAGAGCAACCAUGGUUUUCUCAAUAUAAACUAGUCUUUGAAAGAAAGUUAUUUCACAUAUUUGAAUUUUGUGACAUUCCAGUUAACCUUCCUGACUACCAGUAACCAUAGGAGUGGAAUUUAUAUGGUGAUUACAUCCCAAUCCAGUGAGGAACCCGUCUUGCUACUCAGCUUUUACAGACUUCUUAAACUGUCCAAACCCCUGAACAAUCUCUCUUAAAGAUUUAGGAUAAUUUUUUUGUGUGUCACAGGUCAAACUUUUGGGGGGCAUCUAAUUAAAAGCUCUUGCAUUUGCUUCAGUAGUUGUUUGAAAUCAGGAAUCUUGUUUAAAAUGCAUAGGUCUGUCUUCUUAAACUACCUUUAUUCUCUUAGCCAUGUCAGCAGUUAGGUAGAAGUAAAACCUUUGUGAAGAGGGUAUUAAGGAUGGAAAGUUAAUGCCACAUAUAACACUAAAACAUUU
Messenger RNA from Canis lupus familiaris (dog), 2045 nucleotides. Its product is annotated as diphosphoinositol polyphosphate phosphohydrolase 3-beta. The transcript has 2 exons. The record is from RefSeq and is a predicted model, not a curated record. Gene Ontology annotation, biological process: diadenosine pentaphosphate catabolic process; adenosine 5'-(hexahydrogen pentaphosphate) catabolic process; diadenosine hexaphosphate catabolic process. Gene Ontology annotation, cellular component: cytoplasm; nucleus. NCBI's taxonomy places the organism in Eukaryota, Metazoa, Chordata, Mammalia, Carnivora, Canidae. Gene Ontology annotation, molecular function: bis(5'-adenosyl)-hexaphosphatase activity; bis(5'-adenosyl)-pentaphosphatase activity; endopolyphosphatase activity. Bases 145 to 639 code for a protein of 164 amino acids.